UGAGGCCUUGGCAGGUGUGCCUGCAGCACAUUUCACCCUGGGUUCCUCCGGGGAGCCCUGGCCUACUGGAGGACAAUGAUGUUCAGGCUGCUGCUCCUGGGUCUCAACUUCUUCCCCUCAAUUCAAGUAAAAGAAAAUAAGAUUUUGGUGAAGCAGUCACCCUUGCUUGUGGUAGAUGACAAUGAGGUCAACCUGAGCUGCAAGUAUACCUACAAUCUCUUCUCAAAGGAGUUCCGGGCAUCCUUGUAUAAGGGGCUGGACAACGCUGUGGAAGUCUGUGUUGUGAAUGGCAAUUUUUCCCAUCAGCUUCAGUUUCACUCAAAUACUGGGUUCAACUGUGAUGGGAAUUUAAGCAAUGAAACAGUGACUUUCUACCUCCGGAAUUUAUAUGUUAACCAAACAGAUAUUUACUUCUGCAAGAUUGAAGUCAUGUAUCCUCCUCCUUACCUCGACAACGAGAGGAGCAAUGGGACCAUUAUCCACAUUAAAGAGAAACAUCAUUGUCCUGAUCCCCAGCCUUCUGAGCCUAAACCCUUUUGGGUAUUGGUGGUGGUUGAUGGAAUCCUGGCUUUCUACAGCUUUCUAGUAACUGUGGCCCUUUGUGUUUUCUGGAUGAAUAGUAAAACCAAAAGGCUCCUUCAGAGUGACUACAUGAACAUGACUCCCCGAAGGCCUGGGCCCACCCGCAGGCACUACCAGCCCUACGCUCCAACAAGAGACUUUGCAGCAUACCGCCCCUGACAGGGCUGCCUAUCCAGAAGCCAGUUGGCUGGCGCCCCUCCAACUACUCAACACCACUGCUCUGGAUAGGAAAGCAACACCUCAUUUUCAGCCAGCCACCUUGUUAGGCCACCAAGCCAAUUGUUCUUGAACAUCUGGGCUAUAUUUUAAGAUCAUCUUGACACUGCAAUGAAGUUAAGUUCCUGUGACAGGCUCAGUCUUGCUUUGUUAAGACCCCAAUUCAAGCUUAUCAUAUAUUUAUUGACUUGAUCAAGAACUUAGAGAAGUCAACAAAAAGUGAGUGGAUUCUCUCAGCUUUGAAUUCUGCUCCUAGACUGCUGGGUGAGACAAGUUCCUUCCACGUUUGUUUUCCCAUCUCAGUCCAGCCAGGUAUGAUAUUCAAAGAUAUUUUAGAUGGAGAAGAAAGCUAAGAAAAUAAUUUCCUUUGGUUAAAUAGGUAUUUAGGGUAGGUUAAACUGAGGGAGAAGGUAGUGUCACUAAAUAGUUUUAAACUGUUAAAACACUUUCCUCCUUAUGAAAUGAGCCACUUGGUUGUUAUAUAAUGCUAUUUUCCUGUUAAAACGAUGUGGACUUUAAUGAAUUCUGACCAUGUCAGUUUAAGUCACAGAAUUCCCUCAAAACAUAAGUAGACUUGCUUUCUUCAUUCCCAGUGAUAAGAAUUUUAAUGUUCACAGUAUGACUUCAAAAGAAUGGAAGAAUCCUCCCACACAAAGAAGAAUGUGUCCAAAAAUAAGGUCACAUUAUGUCAAAAUGAUUUGAAUACUGUGAUGGAUUAUUUGUUCAGCAGCACAUUCUAGCCAAGCUGCUGUGUUUCAACUUUGUACGGUUGCUCUCUUUGUGUGGAAAUCGGAAGUGAGAUGCAUAGAACACCCAUAAGGGAAGGGAUGGUAUUGUGAAAGGGGAGGUUAGUGUCUGUUAAGGUACAAGGGAUGAGUUCCAAGAAAUUUCUUCUGAAAAAGGGAUUGAAGCAAUUCUUGCCAUGUGCUAAUGUCUGCAUUGAGUGGACACUUUUCCAGAAGGCACCAAAUAGAAGAAUCCUUGGUGUAAGAGUUCCUUUAUAGAAACUUUCAGCACUCCAGAAUUCUGUGGGUUCAGUUACCCAGGUACCCAGGAGAAACAUUGGCAUGGAGUAUGACUCUUGAAACAAUGUCAAAAUGCUCUUAAAAGAUCUGAUCUUGGAAUGACUAUGGAUAUUUUUCUGCUUCCAGUUUGGGUCAACUGAAAUAUACCUAAGCAUCCUGAAGACUAGCUCUACUGCCUCCAUUAUCAUUUGUUCAGUACUUUGUACUAUAGGAGCCUAUGUUUUAGAGGUAGAGAGAAGUGUUUCAAAUCUCAUCACUAUUUGAAUGGCCUCAGGCAAGUCACUGGUCACCUACCACUAAGACUCUUCAAUUGUAAAAUGGACAUAAUGAUCACAAAUAUCUAUCUGUCCUUGUAUUAUAAUCUCCAUGAGGGCAUGGCUACUGUCAUGACAGUCAAGGCAUACUGUCAAGAUACCAUCCUAGUCUUUAUUCUUGAGUAUAAUAUUUUCACUUAUUAUCAUAUAGGUAAAUUACAUGUAGAAAUUAAAUGGGACAAUGAGAACAUCAAAAUCCUCAAUUUUUCUAUUUCUUGAACUAUUGUAUCUUGUAAUGAAAUGUAAGGCAUUUUCCCCACUUUGUAUAUAAAGAAGUCUUAAUUAUGUUUUAGUGUGGGAAGGAGAGGAGCCUUAGGAAUCUUAUGCUUCUGACAGGAAAUAUUGUACUCUGAUUUUUAAAAAUCUCUUCUGUUUUUUGUAUUUAAUUAAUCCAGAGAAGGUCAAGUUCACCAGUAGUUGUUUGAUGGACUGCUAUUUUACAUGUGUACUUGUGUCUAAGGCCAACCUCUUGGCACACAGAAUUCUUCAAUCCAAGUUAUCUGAUUAUAUUUUUUAAAUUGAUAGAGCUGGAGAAUUUGUAGAAAGGGCAGUAGCAAAAAAAUAAACACUUUUUUGUGAACAUGGAAAGAUUUGAUCUUUGGCAAUAAGUGGUUUUGUUUUCUAACUGGAAAUGUAGGUUUACUAAAGAUGAAUCACACUUGAGAUUUUUCUUACUCAUGCUGAACAGAACCAAACCAAAGUCAUGUUAUGUAGGGAAGUCCAUUUUCACUAUUAGUGUGAACCUAGAAAAAGUU
Messenger RNA from Dipodomys spectabilis (banner-tailed kangaroo rat), 2892 nucleotides. RefSeq names its product CD28 molecule (gene Cd28). Lineage: Eukaryota; Metazoa; Chordata; Mammalia; Rodentia; Heteromyidae. The transcript has 4 exons. Gene Ontology annotation, biological process: T cell receptor signaling pathway; immune response; T cell activation. Gene Ontology annotation, cellular component: membrane; external side of plasma membrane. The record is from RefSeq and is a predicted model, not a curated record. Bases 76 to 741 code for a protein of 221 amino acids.